Molecule: messenger RNA, 768 nt
Organism: Rosa chinensis
Lineage: Eukaryota; Viridiplantae; Streptophyta; Magnoliopsida; Rosales; Rosaceae
Exons: 1
Coding region: 1-768 (255 amino acids)
Source: RefSeq, a predicted model, not a curated record
AUGAUCCCGCGCCCACAGCGACGCAAACCUGGCCAGGCAAAACCGCGAGAUAAUGGUAAAUAUUGUACAUAUCAUGAGGAAUCUGGCCACCCCACCAAUAUAUGUUGGGCACUGAAAAAUGCUAUCGAGCACCUCAUUCAGAGCAGCCAACUCUCGCAGCAUCGCAAUCCCUCCACAGGCGCUAACGCCAUUGAAGUCUACGGACAAAUCUUAACGAUACACGGCGGCGCCCCAAGGGCACCCGAGACUCAUCAUGCACAGAAACUCCAAUGCCCUCGGGCCCAAGAGAUAUUGGGGCUCAGCCACAGCUGCCACACCUCGCAGGUAGAAUGGGACUCAAUUGCCUUUAAUAGCAGCGAAGACACCAUAAAGAAGCACCAUAACGACCCUUUCUUGAUCACCAUGAUCAUCGACCACUAUCGAUGCCAUCGGGUCCUGGUGUACAAUGGCGCGGUGGUCAGUGUCAUGUUUGGCAGCUGCUACGAAGGCCUCAACCUAGACCACCAGCCCUUGAUCAUCUUUGCAAGAGAAAUGACACAACCCCUGGGAUCCGACAACCUGCUGAUCACACUCGGAGGAGGCAAUACUAUCGCCACUAUGACAACGCAUUUUAUUGUUGUCGACUGCCCUUCCUCCUACAACAUCAUCUUAGGGCGUGACGCCAUCUGGGGACUCCAAUGCUUUGUGGCAGGACACAUGUUAAUGAUGAAGAUACCCACCCUGGGAGGCAUCCUCACCAUCAGAGGCGAUCAGGAGCUGGCGAGAUAG